Molecule: messenger RNA, 1024 nt
Organism: Drosophila kikkawai
Lineage: Eukaryota; Metazoa; Arthropoda; Insecta; Diptera; Drosophilidae
Source: RefSeq, a predicted model, not a curated record
ACUUUAGUAUAUAUUUUAGGAUCUAAUGCCUCGGGAUGCCAACAGCUCGGCCGCGCCACACUUGUCAGGGACUGCUUUAGAGCCAAUUUCAACACUCGCAAACACUGAUGCGAGAUGGACAACAUCUACCAUCAGGAUAACGUCCGGACGGAGAGCCCCGAGCUCGACGAGCUGACGCAGUUCAUCCGCAACAACUAUAUCUUUGGCUUGUCCUUCAUGUGCUUGACUCUGGUUAUGUGGUUAAUCUUCACGCUAAGUAAGUGGCAUCCGCACAAGGAAUUGCCCUUUCCCAUCUACUUGCUGGUGAUCACCGUAUUCUUGGUGAUGAUGACCCUCAACUGCAUCCCCAAGAUUGCCUCCUGCUCGCCCUGCAAGUGGAUAAUGGCGGUAAUCGUCGUGCUCUGCACAACAAUUGCCGGAUGUGUGCUCAUCGACCAAGUGGGAACGUUAAACGCAGUUCUGACGAUCGUGGGUGUGGCCAUCGCCAUUCUAGUUCUCAAUUUCUCGGGCUCCAAAUGCCCGCAGGACUUUCUGCCCGGCGGCGUCUGCUCCACGAUACUGAUGAUGAUACUGCUACUAGUGCUGAUCUGUGUGGGAAUCGCCCAGUUAUUCUCCGAAAGCAGAGAGCUGCUGCACGUCUUCGUUUGUAUCCUGUUCAUUAUGGUGGUCAUAGCGAUUCUCAUCCAGGCUCAGUUCAACCACGGCCGCCUGACCGUUGUGGAGGUGUCUCCGCCGGAGCACCAGAUGAUCUGCGCUCUGACCCUCUAUCUCCACACCAUGAUAUUCCUCUUCUGCGUUUUCUACUUUAUCCAGAUGGAGAAAUUACGCCAGCGUGAGGUUACUCGAACCACGAAAGAUGACAGCGGCUAUUACACUCAGUGAAAUGAUGAGGAAUAAUUCUAGCCUGCUUACCCAACCCAAUUAACUGGUGCGCCGUAUAAAAAUAUAUAAUAUUCACCUAUUAUACAUAUAAGUAUAUUAAAUAAACGCUUAAAAAUGUAUCGAAAAGCGGAACGUGGAAAUA